Messenger RNA from Plasmodium gallinaceum, 5079 nucleotides. RefSeq names its product merozoite surface protein 1 paralog, putative (gene MSP1P). Lineage: Eukaryota; Apicomplexa; Aconoidasida; Haemosporida; Plasmodiidae. The transcript has a single exon. The coding region runs from base 1 to 5079 and encodes 1692 amino acids. The record is from RefSeq and is a predicted model, not a curated record.
AUGACUAUAUUUUGUUUUUUUUUUUUUUUUUUUUUACAUUCGCAAGCUAAGGGAUUUUUAAAUUUUUUACAUAAAACAAAUGAAACAACAAAAAAAUAUACAUUUAUGUUAAUUUCUUUGAUUGAAUCAAGAGAAAAAGUAAAAUUAAAUAAAAAUAACGAUAAAAAAUUAAAAGAAAUAGAAGAAAACAUAAAAAAAAUAAAAAGAGAGAUGAAUAAUAUGUAUUUCUCUCUUAAGCAUUUAUAUUCAUCAAUUAAUUUAAGUUUCACCAAAGAGUUAUAUUUAUAUGAUGAAGAUGUUAAAAUAAGGAUAUUUGAAGAAGAAAGUUUAAACAAUCUUAAAACAAUUAAUGACUUAAAAGUUUAUUUAGAAAAAAUUACUAGACGUUAUAAAAAAAAAUUCAUGAAAAAUAAAUUAGAGCAGACUUGUAAUUACAUUAAUACUAAAAAUAUCUUACGUAAACAGAUUGAAGUAUUAAGAUAUAGCUACCAUAUGAUAUUAAUAAAAUUAUAUUAUAAAGAAUAUAUAAAUUAUUUUAGAAAAUUAAUAAACAACAAAAAUGAUUUUUUUAACAUUCCAUUUAAUUCAUUUCUUUACUUUAAAGAAGAUAUUUUUUAUAAAAAUUAUGAGAAUUACAAUGAAAACAUAACAGAAAAAGAUAUAUUAAAUGAAGAAAAAGAGAUUAAAGAAAAAAUUAAUAAAAUGAAAAAUGAAGAUGGGGAUCAAAUGAAAAGCGAGAAAAAUAUCGAAAAAAAAAAAAAAAUAAAUGAGUCUAAAUCUUAUUUAUAUAUACUAAGUGAAAAAUCAGAUAAAGAGUUUAUGAUGAAAAUGAGAAUCCUCCUAAAUAAUAUCUAUAUUUCAUUAGGAAAAAAUAUUUUCAAUUCUGUUAAAUAUAUACCAUUAAAAAUGAUAGAAAUAACAGAAAAACAAAUAGGUGUAAAUUAUUGCAGGGAUGUAUAUAAAGAAUUAAAAUAUAAGAAUUACGAUAAAACUUUUUUUGAUGAAAAUCAUUUUGAAAAUUUAAUUAAAUAUUCUGAAGAAAAAACAUUUUCAUCAUUAAUAUUAGAAGAAAAAAAAAACCUUUAUGAAAAGAGAGGUGUUUUUCAUUAUUUUAUUUUUUUUCAUAUAGAAAAAAUAUUAAUUAUAAAAAGAAAACUAGAAAAUAAACUAUUAGAAUUUAUUAAACUAUUUAAACAAUUUCAAAAUAAUCCUCAAUCAAUGAUAAUAACAAUUAAAAAUGAAAUAAAAUAUAUAUUCGGCUUAUUGAAUGAAUAUAUAGAUAUGUAUUCAUUUAUUUAUUUGAAUUUUGAUGAUUAUUAUAAUACAAUUAGAGAUAUAUUAUCUUUGAAUUAUAUUGAAAAAAAUUUAAAAGAUAAUAGAAAAUAUAUAGCUGAAAAAAUUAUAAAGCAUUUAAGUAAUUUAAAUAGGUCUUUUUCUAAAUAUAGUAAAACCAAAGAAAUAUAUGAAAAUUUUAUAGAAAACCUAACAAAAAAAAAAGAUAAAACUAUGAAAAAUAAAUAUAAUAAAAAUAUUAAAAAAAAUAAUGAAAAAAAAAAUGAUAUGGAUAGAAAUGAAACAUUAAAAAAAGGGGAGAAAAAUAAAAAUUACGUUGAUUUUAAUAAUAUAAAAGAAUCAGAAAAUUUCAAUUUAAAACAUCCUUUAUUUCCGUUAAAUGACAAUGAAAAUUUCUUUAUAGAAAAAGAAGAUAGGGAAAAAAAAAGUGAAUUAUAUAAUAGAGUGAUAAAGGAUGAAAAUGAGUAUUUACACAAUUUAAAAAAUAUAAUGAAACUAUUAAACGAUUAUAAAAAACUUAAAAAUAAAAAAAUAAAAAUAAAAUAUGUUUCAAAUAUUAAUAAGACAGAAAGGGAACCUAUAUUAUUUGCAUCAAAAUUUAGACAAUACCAAAUAAUAGAAUAUUAUAAAAAUAUUUUACUAUUUAUAAAAAUGUUAAUUAUAAAAAGAAUAUUAUUAAAAUUAAAAACAAAAAUUAAAUUUUUAAAAGAAUUUUCCCCAUCUGCUUUUUUGUUUAAUAAAUAUUUUUUUUUCAUUAUAUAUAAUAGCUCCUUUCAAAAUUUUAUAAAAAAAUAUAAAAAAAAAGUAAAUACAGAUUUUUGUUUCAACUUAACUUUAAUAAACUUAGAAAGUUCACUAAAGUAUUUUGAUUUGUUUAAUAUUCUGAUAGAUUAUAUGUUUUAUAUUUUUAAUCUUAAUCCUAACUUCAUGAGUAAACAUUUGAGUGUGGAUAAUGAACUUAUUCUGACUGAUUUAUAUGAAAAUAUUAAAAAUUUGAAAAAUUUAACUGAUAUAAAAAAUUUUUUACAAACAAAAUUUUCUCAAAACAUUUAUAAUUUAUCCUUUAAAAACAUAAAAAAAUCUUUUAAAUUUAUUCAUACAUAUUUACAUAAUAUAUUUAACAGUGACAAUAUCUCUACACAUAUUUUAAAAAAUUUUGAAAAUUUGAAAAUUUAUCAAAAGAACAAGGAUUUACACAAAGUAUACAAUGAAAUUUAUUCAAAAAAUAAAAUUGAAAAUUUUAUUUUUAACAAUAUGAAUGAUUUAAAAAAUGAAUUUAAUUAUGUAAAUACGACAAAUGUAUCAUCUAUUAAUUUCUGUUCUUAUAUAGAAUUUCCAUUAAAACUGUUUGAUAACACGUUUUUAAUGAAUUCCUUAACAGAAUCUUAUAAAUUUAUUCUUUACAAAACCCAGCAAAAUUAUAUUUUUAAAUUAUAUUAUUAUGUUAAUUAUAAAAAUACAACUAUUUUUGAAAAAAUUAUUUUUCAAUUAUUAAGUAAAUAUAAUAUGGAAACUUACAACAAUUUAAAAAUUAAUAUGAUGAAAUCUUAUUGCAAAAAAAAAAAAAUUGAAAAAGAUAAAAAAUUUUAUAAAAGUAUAAAUUUUUUUAAUGAAAAUAACUACUUAAAUGAAGAUAAAGAAAGUUAUAAUUUUUCUGAUAGUAAUAAUAAAUAUAUUUACGAAAAUCUAGUAAUUUCAUGUAGUGAAUGUUUAAAUGACAAAAAUAGUUCACAAAUAUCAAAAGGAAAAAUUGAUUUCAAUUCAAAAAGAAACAUGAAAAUUGGUAAAUCACAAGAUAAAUUUGAAAAUGUUAAUAUAAAUAAUAAUUUACCAUGUUUUUAUGAAUGUGAUUUAUUAGAUGAAACAAAAAAAUCUCUUUUAUCUUUUCAUAUAAAAAACUUUGAAAAAUAUUCAAAUAAAUUAGAACUUGAAUUACCAAAAGAAAAUUAUGAGAUUAAUAAUAUAUUACACCUAUUUACCAAAACAGAUGGAAAUUAUUUUCGUAAAAUAAACAAAAAUGAAAUUAAAAAAGAACUAAUAUAUUGUAAUAAUAUAUAUAUAAAUUAUAAACCAUUUUCAUUUAAUUCAACAUUUAAUAUUUCUCUCGCUAAUGAAGAUGAAUUUCUUUUAGAAAAAGAUUCAAUUGAGCAUUACUACUUUAUCUUAAAUUUAUUACAUGAAUAUUUAGUAAAUAAAAAUGAAAACCUUUUAAAUAUCAAAAAAGUAGAAAAAAAAAUAACAAAUUUAUACGUAAAAAUAAAAUUAUAUGAAGAAAACAUUUCACAAAUAUAUAAACAAACACAAUUAAAAAAUUUAAUUGAAGAUACAAGUGAAAUGAAAAAACAAUAUAAAAAUGAUAUAUCAAAGGCAGUGUAUGAAAAACAUAUAGCAUUGUUAGAUAUAUAUAGAGAUAUAAUACAAAUAUAUGCAAAAACUGAAAACCAUUUAAUUAGCUUAAAAAAAGUAAAAGAAAAAAAAAAAAUAAGCAUGAGAAAUUUCGAGUUAAAUAAAUAUUCUCAUUUAAUUCAAAAUCAGAAGGAAGAUAUUCAACAAUUUAAUUUUUACCAUAAUGAAAUAUUAAAAUAUUUACGAAAACAAGAGAAAUGCUGUGAUUCUUACAUAAAAGAGAUGUUAAUCCAUUUUAAAUAUUUAUCUGCAUUCCAUUCUUCAUUUUCUAAUAUUGAGAAAAAUAAAAAAAUAAUUGUUUAUAUAUAUAGAAGUAUCAUUGAUUCAUUUAAUGAUAUUAUUAGGUGUGAAAAAAACACAAAAGACUUAAUUAUUAAUUAUAAUAAAAUAAAAGAAAAAUUGCGUUUAAUGUAUACAAUUAAUAGUAAUUCACAUAAAAAAUAUCGAAAAUUUUACCUAUUAACUAACUAUUUUUAUAUUGAAAGAGAUGAUAAUAUUUACUUUUUUAUAGAUAUUUAUGAAAAAAUAAGAAAUUAUAAAAUUUAUGAAAAACUUAUAAGUGAUAUAAAAGAAGAUUUAUUUAUUGUUGGGAAAUUAAAUGAUAAAAAUAAAAAAUGGCAAUUAAUUUUUAAACAAAUAGAAAAGCAAAUUAAUAUUUUAAUAGGAUUAAAAAAAAAGUUACAUAUAGAUGUUGUAUCUAAUGUAAAAACUUUAUAUUCCAAUUUAUUUUAUGAACUUAUGAUGAUUUAUGAAUAUCUCGUAAAUUUUGAAAAAAAUUUAAAUAAAAAGUUGCUUAUUUAUAAUAAUACCUUAAAUAACAUAGAAAAUUCUUUUGAGAAUAAACCAAACUUUACAUAUAAUUCUUUUUUUUAUAAUUACGUAAAAUAUGAUAAUAAAGGAAUUGAAUUUAUAGAUAAAAUAUUAGAAAUUUAUGAAGGAAAAAAUUAUGUUAAUCUAGAAAAAGAAAAUAAUUAUAAUAGUAAUAUAUAUAUAUCAUAUAAUAAAAACAAAAUGAACAAAAAUUAUUUUACUAAUAAGGAAGGCACACCCUUUCGAUUAGUAGAAAAUGAAUGUAAAUAUAAAAUAUGUCCUCCCAAUUCUUUCUGUUCUAUUCAUAAAUUUAAAGAAAAAUGUUUUUGUUUUCUAAAUUAUACAAUGAUAGAUAACAACUGCUAUUUAAAUAAAAAUAACACAUGUAAGAUAAAAAAUGGUGGAUGUGAUGAUAAAGCAAAUUGUGAAUUAAAGAAAAAUAAAAUUUAUUGUUCAUGUCCUUUAGGAACAGAAUCUUUACACGAAGGUGUUUUAUGUAGUUUAUCUAUGUUUGAAAAAUUUUCAAACUUUUUUAUUUUUUUAUUGAUUUUAAUUUCGUAUUUUUUGUAA